AUGCGGGACGACUCGGGGCUCGCGCAGACCGCGAAGGACCUUCUGGCCGGAACGGUAGGCGGUGUCGCGCAAGUGCUCGUGGGCCAGCCUUUUGAUAUCGUCAAAGUGAGGAUGCAGACUGCUCAGGCGGGGACGUACACUGGGAUGGGAGACUGUGCGAGGAGGAUCUUGGUCAAUGAGAGCCCGUUCGCAUUCUACAAGGGCACCCUCACUCCCCUGCUCGGCAUCGGUGUCUGUGUAUCGAUCCAAUUCGCUGCCUUGCAGUCUGUCAAGCGUUUCUUCACCCAGCAAAACCUGCGCUCAGGCCGCGGGGGCAAGACGGGAGAAGAACUCGCCGCCGGGCAACUGUUUGUCGCCGGUGCCUGGGCGGGGUUGGCGAACGGGAUCGUGAGCGGGCCGGUGGAGCAUAUCAGGAUUCGAUUGCAGACCCAGCCCGCGAGCGCACCGUUGUACAAAGGUCCAUGGGGGGCGAUCACGAGCAUAUACGGACAGCACGGCAUUUCCGGUAUCUUCAAGGGCCAAGUUCCGACGUUCCUGCGUGAGGGACUCGGAUACGGAGCGUACUUCUGGUGCUAUGAGACGCUCAUGCAACGGGAGAUGAGAAAGAGGGGAUGUAAGAGGGAGGAAGUGCCGGCGCUGUGGGCGGUCGGGUUUGGUGCCGCCGCCGGUUAUGCUUUGUGGUUCACCAUCUACCCCAUCGAUGUGAUCAAGUCCCGUAUCCAGACGGACGGCUUCACUCCCUCAACACGGCAAUAUUCUGGGACGCUAGAUUGUGCACGCAAGCUCUGGCGCGGGGAAGGAAUAGCUGGCUUCACACGUGGACUGGGACCUACACUGUUGAGGAGCCCGUUCGCGAAUGGGGCGACGUUCAUCGCUUUUGAGCUGGCGUAUCGGGCGUUGAGCUGA
This is a messenger RNA of Dacryopinax primogenitus, 906 nucleotides long. Its product is annotated as mitochondrial carrier. Gene Ontology annotation, biological process: mitochondrial L-ornithine transmembrane transport. Gene Ontology annotation, molecular function: L-ornithine transmembrane transporter activity. The coding region runs from base 1 to 906 and encodes 301 amino acids. The record is from RefSeq and is a predicted model, not a curated record. The transcript is spliced from 5 exons. Lineage: Eukaryota; Fungi; Basidiomycota; Dacrymycetes; Dacrymycetales; Dacrymycetaceae.